UGUAGGUUUAUGUUGUGAUGGAUAGGGAUGAAUGAUAGGUGUUUGGAAGAUGUAGAGGUGCCACCACGAUUACGCUAUUUUUAUGUGGUGGUGCACUCUAUUGUAAUUAGUUAAUAAAAUUGAAGAGGGUCCAGUAGUUGCAAAGAAUAUAUCACAGUUUGACCAUUUUGAGUUCCUCUUGUUUUGAUAUAAUGGUUGAUCGAGUUCCAUUUGUAGUGGAAAGUAUAUAUCAAGUAGAGGGUCUUACACCUGGAACACCAAUCUUCAUCACAAAAUUUGUACCUGCUGAAGUUCAAACACCAUGCUUGGGAGCAGCUGCACUUCUACCUCCUAACCCAACGGCUGGUCCUCCUGCACUUAAGACUGUUUUCCCUGGAAAUGUUUCACUGGCACGUUCUGUCACACCUCUGCUGUUGAGCAGUGCUGGACCACAGAAGUUUGCGCAAGUUCCUGCUGUUACUUCAUCUGGUACUGUUCAGGCACCCAGUGUUAACAGUGGCAAUUUCUUCCCUUCUGCCUUGCAACAGGAACAGAGCAAACCAUUAAUGGUAACCAAUACUGUAGGUCCAGAUGCAUUUGCUCAACAAUUUACUUGUCCAGUUCGCCCAUCACUUAGCAUUGCACCAGUGAGAUAUCAACAGGUGAUGACUCCUUCAUCUACUCCAAUGAAUGAUGUCAAUGCAGAGUUCCUUAGUCAUAUUGUUGGCUUAGUGUCAGCUGUACCUCGUGCACCUCGUGCCAUUCAGCAGGUCUGCAUAGGGCCAUCUUUACCUCAGGGCAACAUUGCUGUACCCCCUCCACCACAGUCUCCAAGCAUAACUUCAUCUGUGAACCUUCAACCAAAUUUGCAGCAGGUUCGCGUUGCAACUCCGCCUGUCGGCACGGGGGCAGACCGACCUGCUGUAGUCAUUAAUGUUCCUGCGCCUGGCCACCCUCAGUUCAGCAACAGCAUUUCAUCUGCAGGAUUCACGACUACAUUCCAGCAGAACCGCAGUGUUAUUCCAUUACCCUUCACGAGUUCUGAUACUGAAAGGUUUACACAGUUUACUAACACCGUUCCACCAGGAUCUAUUGCAAAUGUUCCAACAUCUCUUGCUGUUAGCCUUCAACAGCAGAGCAGCGCAAUGGCUAUGCAACCAGUGUUAUAUCCAUCUUUUACUGCCCCUGUGAGUGAGACUGGUAUUGCAAUUGUUGCCACUAGUGCUACUUCUGGAGAAAUAACAGAAAUUAUUGAAGCUCCCGAUUCACCUUCAAUUGACAGUUCUCACCAAGAAGAGCCCUGUGAUGUGGAAAUGGAAAUGCAGGCCGAUUUAACCCCAGAAACUGUAAGCACUACAAGUCAGACGAAUUCCUGUGAAGAAAAUGAUGAACUUUACGAAGAAAGGCAUCACAGUGAUACAAACAGUCUAAGUAUUUCAAGCAAAAGCAGCCAGGCUACAUGUGAUGCAAGUACAUUUAAUCAAGAUGACGAAGUAAUAUACAAGGGAAAGUCUCCUGAAGAUGCUCUAGAUGACAUCACUGACACUUCUUCUUCUGUGGUUGUAAGUAAUGACGACACUGUUGAAUGCAGUAAUCCAGAAAAGUCAGUUCAGAUUUGUGAGAGGACAGAGCAAGAUGUGUCUUGCACAACUGUGCUUCCAGUACCAGAGCAGUCAGUAGUUAAUAGCAACACAGAAGAUAAAUGUAUAGAGACAUCUGACAUAGAAGAAUCUGGAAGGAAAGCUAUUGAAGCUUACCUAAAUAAGCAAGAUAUGGGACCUUUCCAGUGUGAAGAUUGUGGAAAGCUGUAUUCACAGCGUAUGGACUUGGAGCGCCACAUGUGGAAGCAUACGGGUGAGAAGUUAACAGCUUAUUCAGAAUCCAAGAUGUCAUAUGAUACAUCACUUGCACCUAAUCAGAAGAGUUCAAAGUCCACAGAUAAGUGUUACUGCUGCAAAUGGUGUGGUGCAGCCUUCCGUCGCAUUGUCAGUCUCCGAAAACAUGUAGGAACCCACAGCAAACAUUUACAUACUUGUGAACAAUGCGGUAAAACAUUUGCAACUAAAGAAGAUCUAACCAACCACAUUCGGAAUCAUUCUGGAGCCAAAUCAUUGUUUUGUGGAGAAUGUGGAAGGGUAUUCAUGGAAAGAGCUAAACUGAAAAAUCAUAUCAAGGAACACCAGAAGCAGUGGCUGGGAAUAAUCACUAGGCUAGCACUUAACACCACAGACUCUUAAGGUUUACAUUUCAGGUACAUUUUGUGCAGGCUAGUUCUUGUGCUGAGCAAUUGCUGCUAAUUUCAUAUCUUUUUAAUAGUCACCCAACACAAACUUUUCAUUUCUCUUACAUCUCUUUCAUUUACCAGAAUAAUGUAUGACUAUUCAUUCUGCCUUUCUGCAUUAUUUAUCAAAUUGCACUGCAUAUAUUUUUAUGUUUUUGUAUUUAUAACCCUGAGGGUAUCAAUCCACUUACAAAUGACUGUCCAGUAUGUUCCAGAAGGCUAUGUCAUAAACCACUGGUGUUCCUUGGAGCAAAUAUUGUGAAUAAUUUGUAGUAAAUCCUAAAGGAUUACUGCCACUGAAUUAUUUGAGUGUAAGGAAAUAAAAAGAACAACAAAACUAGACAGCACUGUACUAAGGCUAUACCUUGUAUUUUAGCUUAUAACCAAUUGAACAAAAUGAGCUGUCAGUUCACAAAGGCUUGUAAGAAAGCAGACUUGGGAUACAGAGUUAUUGUCUAUUGUAAACCAUAAUGUGUGAUCUGUGUACCUUGAAUUUUACUCUUUAUUUUUCUUUAGCAUAGACUUUUCUUUCCCUCCGUAUGUUGAUGUUUGAGAGUGUAGCACAUUGACUUCAGAAUGGGGAGGCAAUGACACUACCUAGUAUUAAAUACUGCCACUUAUCCAUAAUACUAUAGCAGGAGGAUGAGAGGAGUUUUGCGUAAGUAACAGAAAUUGGUAUGCAGUGGGGUAUUAUGACAUAUCAAAAGUGUGCCAAAACUUAUAUUUUUUGUUUUUAAGUCCAGUGUUUGACAAGCAUCUAGCAAAUGCUUUCAAAACUGCAUUAUCUGCUGAUUGGUUUGUCAGAUAUGCCAGAGGAAGUUAGAGAGUUGAUUCAGAACUGCCAAAGAUAGAAUGAUUUAAGAAAUAUUUACAUAUUGUGCUGUUGUAUUUUUCCACACAAUGUCCACUAAGGGGCUCUUCCCCUCAAAUUGCGUGUGGCUCAAGGUCGCAUGUUCUGUAGAGUGCAUUGCCUUGCAGAACUUGAACACUAAUUGUGUAUCUUGCAAUGGAUUUAUAAAUUUGGUUUUGAACUGUUUAUGUGAAGAAGAAAUUCCAUCCCUCUCCCCACACCACUGCUGUAAGAUGCAUUUGUCUGAAAAUCUUUCACUAGAAUUUAGGUAUGGUACAUGGGGGGGG
Molecule: messenger RNA, 3397 nt
Organism: Schistocerca serialis cubense
Lineage: Eukaryota; Metazoa; Arthropoda; Insecta; Orthoptera; Acrididae
Product: zinc finger protein 37-like
Exons: 14
Coding region: 192-2216 (674 amino acids)
Biological process (GO): regulation of transcription by RNA polymerase II
Molecular function (GO): RNA polymerase II cis-regulatory region sequence-specific DNA binding; DNA-binding transcription factor activity
Source: RefSeq, a predicted model, not a curated record